Corticium candelabrum is the source of this 1289-nucleotide messenger RNA. Its product is annotated as spidroin-1-like. Bases 144 to 1289 code for a protein of 381 amino acids. Lineage: Eukaryota; Metazoa; Porifera; Homoscleromorpha; Homosclerophorida; Plakinidae. The transcript has 2 exons. The record is from RefSeq and is a predicted model, not a curated record.
GGGGAAGACUUGUAGAAGUUGGCUUGUGAUUGUUUGUUGUGUUGGUUGGUGUGUGACUAGUUGGUAUAUUACUGUAGCUUGUUGGGUGGCCUGACGUUGGCUUGUAUGAAGCUGUUGGGGUUGGACUUAUGGAAUUGUAACUUAUGGUGGCAGUGUUAGUAUUUGGUGGCCAUGGUCUUGAUGGUGAAGGUGAUAUUGUAGUGGUAGUGUUACUGGUCGGUGGCCAUGGUCUUGAUGGUGAAGGUGAUGUUGUAGCGCUAGUGUUACUGGUCGGUGGCCAUGGUCUUGAUGGUGAAGGUGAUGUUGUAGCUGAAGUGUUACUGGUCGGUGGCCAUGGUCUUGAUGGUGAAGGUGAUGUUGUAGCACUAGUGUUACUGGUCGGUGGCCAUGGUCUUGAUGGUGAAGGUGAUGUUGUAGCUGAAGUGUUACUGGUCGGUGGCCAUGGUCUUGAUGGUGAAGGUGAUGUUGUAGCUGUGGUGUUACUGGUCGGUGGCCAUGGUCUUGAUGGUGAAGGUGAUGUUGUAGCUGUGGUGUUACUGGUCGGUGGCCAUGGUCUUGAUGGUGAAGGUGAUGUUGUAGCUGAAGUGUUACUGGUCGGUGGCCAUGGUCUUGAUGGUGAAGGUGAUGUUGUAGCUGAAGUGUUACUGGUCGGUGGCCAUGGUCUUGAUGGUGAAGGUGAUGUUGUAGCUGUGGUGUUACUGGUCGGUGGCCAUGGUCUUGAUGGUGAAGGUGAUGUUGUAGCUGAAGUGUUACUGGUCGGUGGCCAUGGUCUUGAUGGUGAAGGUGAUGUUGUAGCGCUAGUGUUACUGGUCGGUGGCCAUGGUCUUGAUGGUGAAGGUGAUCUUGUAGCGCUAGUGUUACUGGUCGGUGGCCAUGGUCUUGAUGGUGAAGGUGAUAUUGUAGUGGUAGUGUUACUGGUCGGUGGCCAUGGUCUUGAUGGUGAAGGUGAUGUUGUAGCUGAAGUGUUACUGGUCGGUGGCCAUGGUCUUGAUGGUGAAGGUGAUGUUGUAGCUGAAGUGUUACUGGUCGGUGACCAUGGUCUUGAUGGUGAAGGUGAUGUUGUAGCUGUGGUGUUACUGGUCGGUGGCCAUGGUCUUGAUGGUGAAGGUGAUGUUGUAGCUGAAGUGUUACUGGUCGGUGGCCAUGGUCUUGAUGGUGAAGGUGAUGUUGUAGCUGAAGUGUUACUGGUCGGUGGCCAUGGUCUUGAUGGUGAAGGUGAUGUUGUAGCGCUAGUGUUACUGGUCGGUGGCCAUGGUCUUGAUGGUGAAGGUGAUAUUGUAGUGCGCUAG